CAUUUCGGCAAGCUUUGUUGUCUCUCUAUAAAAAGUAAGCCUCGGUGUACUUCAAAAUCCCAAAACAGAAGAAGAGUCACUGUGAACAAAUGGAGAAGAUUAAUCAAACUACUGCACCAAAAAAUAUUGAAUCAAUGGAAGAAAAAGAUUAUGAAGUUGAAGAGAAUAACUGUAAAAGCAAUGAGAUUGAGCUGAUGGCCAAACUCCGUCUCUUCAGAGUCGCUCUUGAAACACAACAAUUCUUUUCCAAGGAAAUAGAUGACAUGACACUGAGAAGAUUUCUCCGAGCUCGUGAUUUAGAUGUGAAGAAAGCUUCUGCUAUGUUCCUCAAGUACCUGAAAUGGAGAAAGGAUUUUGUUCCAAAUGGUUCAAUUUCCCCAUUAGAAAUACCAAAUGAAAUUGCACAAAAUAAAAUGUUUAUGCAAGGUUCUGAUAAGAGAGGACGUCCCGUUACUGUUCUCUUUGGAGCUAAACAUUUUCAAAAUAAAAAUCCUGAUGAAUUCAAGCGUUAUGUAGUCUGCGUCCUCGAUAAAUUAUGCGCCAGGGUUCCAGCAGGGCAGGAUAAAUUUGUCGUGAUCGGAGAUCUUAAGGGUUGGGGGUAUGCGAACUGCGAUAUCCAUGGAUACCUCGCAGCUCUCUGCAUUUUGCAGGACUACUUUCCUGAGAGACUAGGGAAAUUGUUCAUUGUGCAUGUUCCUUACAUUUUUAUGGCAGUCUGGAAACUAGUUUACCCUUUUAUCGACAACAACACCAGGAAGAAGAUAGUAUUUGUGGAGAACAAAAAGUUGAAAUCGACUCUCCUUGAAGAUAUUGACGAGUCCCAGAUCCCGGAAAUAUAUGGAGGGAAACUUCCAUUAGUUCCAAUCCUGACAAACGGCAAAUAAAGUACCUGGAGCUGGGGGAAGAAACAAAACAUUGCUCAAAACUGCAGAUCCUAAGGACAUAUAGUUUAUAUAUAAAUAAAUUAGAAUAAUCUAAAUUUUGGAUUAAACAUGAUUAUCUUGUAGGGUUUAUUUAGUAGUAAUACUAUGCAACCCAUUCUGAGAUCCUCCCCUAUUUUUAUCAUAUUAUCCGUGUGUGUAUAUAUGUAUAAAUAUAUUUCAAAUGGAUAAGUACAAAAAAUAUUUUUUUUUUAA
Molecule: messenger RNA, 1136 nt
Organism: Mercurialis annua (annual mercury)
Lineage: Eukaryota; Viridiplantae; Streptophyta; Magnoliopsida; Malpighiales; Euphorbiaceae
Product: sec14 cytosolic factor-like
Exons: 6
Coding region: 90-884 (264 amino acids)
Source: RefSeq, a predicted model, not a curated record